Molecule: messenger RNA, 611 nt
Organism: Cyprinodon tularosa
Lineage: Eukaryota; Metazoa; Chordata; Actinopteri; Cyprinodontiformes; Cyprinodontidae
Gene: cunh17orf67
Product: chromosome unknown C17orf67 homolog
Exons: 4
Coding region: 96-371 (91 amino acids)
Source: RefSeq, a predicted model, not a curated record
GGAAGGAGGAGGAAGAGAAGGAGGAGAAUUCCCCCCCGUUAUACAUUUUGGGCUGUGGUGUUGAGCUCAGAGUAGAGAAGACUCAGGUGGGAAAGAUGAAGAUGAAGCUGGUGGUUGUUUUGCUUUGCCUGGUCCUGCUGACUGUUCACACAGAUGCCAACCCUAUUAUUACAGAGAAGAAUGCCAAGCAACUUCUUCGCCGCAAGAGACAGGACAGGCCGCAGAAGGCCGGCCACCCUGACGAGCCGAUGAGGGAACAUAUGCUCCACAUGCAGGCUCUGCAGCAGAGGGCCCAGGAGACCAACAUGGAGUACUGGCUGAACCCACACUGCCCACCGCGCUGCGACAGAAACUACGGCCACCCGGUCUGAGCAGCACCAAGAGAACCAUCUGGAGCGACGGAUUUCACGAAGAGAAAUGGAAACAAGCGUUAAAAAUAUAUCCUAAAACUUUUCUUCUCACAAUUUCUGGAGAAACGUUGUUAGAAAUAUUUCCUAAUGUAGAAAAGUGUAGUUUACCUCCUUUAAUAGCUUUUAUUUUCUGUAUUUUUUAUAGUACCAAUUAUGAAAAGAAAUAAAUAAUACAAAAAUAAACUAACAUUGAAUAAAUAA